AUGUCGGUUGCACCGAGUACAUUGGAUAUUAAUGAACUCUUCGAUGUGAGCUCUCAGGUCGAAGCUGAGGACUCUACGAUAGAAGUACCAAAUGGCGAGUUGCCCAGGAAAAAGCAAAAAGGGAACGGACAAAUCAAAGACAUAAAAGAUGUGGAGAUACCUCCACUUCCUGAAGUGGCAAGACAAGAUCUUAUCGCCCGUAACUAUCAAAUUGAGCUUUUUGAAAAGGCAAAGAAAGACAAUGUCAUUGCAGUUUUAGAUACCGGUAGUGGAAAAACCUUUAUUGCUGUAAUGCUCAUAAAAGAAAUAGCUGCGGAGGAACGAUUAUUAAGAAUGCAACGAAGAGAGACCAAGCUCACAUUCUUUCUGGUGAAUCUCGUUCCUUUGGUGUUCCAACAAGCCAACGUGAUCAAAGCAAAUUGUGAUCUUAAGGUCAAACAUUUUUGUGGCGAAAUGGGUGUCGAUCUUUGGAGCGAAAAAGAAUGGCGGAACAAUUUUGAAAAUUAUGAUGUGCUUGUCAUGACCGCACAGAUAUUUUUAAAUAUUUUGCGCCAUGGAUUUAUCUCACUGUCACAGGUCAAUUUGUUAGUAUUUGAUGAAUGCCAUCAUACUUCAAAGAAACAUCCUUACAAUUUGAUUAUGAGAGAAUUUUAUGACAGAUGUCCUGAGGAAAGCAAACCAAAAAUAUUUGGUAUGACGGCUUCUCCUGUAAAUACUCGUAGUGCCCUCCAUGCUGCUAGGUAUUCAGAAUUUAUUGCAGGCACUUAUAUCGCAUUGUUGGUGAAUCAGCCAGGAUCGCCCCGAAAGUUCGGCCAUCUGGAGCAUAACUUGAAUGCCAGAGUAUUUACAGCAAGCGAUACAGAUGAGGUUUGCAAAUUUGUAAGUAGACCUGACGAGAUUGCUAUAAAAUACGAUACACCUCCUAGAUAUCCUUCUACUGAGCUUUACAAAAAACUCCGGGAAGAAUACCUUAAUGUCGAAAAGUUCAAUCGAGCAUUAACAAGCGCACAACAAGCGCUUCAAGCUCUUGGUCCGUGGUGCUCCGAUCGUGUUUGGAAAUAUAUUUUGGAUGAAAUGCGUGAGAAGUGUGAAGGUAAAUUAAGUCCAGAACUUUGUGCAGAAUCGCAAGAAGAGGAACGUCUUGUGCGAAAAGCUAUGGAUAUCGUCAAUGAUUGGAACUUUCAAUCUCCAAAACGUGAACAAGAGGUUUUAUCACCAAAAGUAAUCCAAUUAAUUAAUAUCCUAAAGUGCUUUAAAAAUCAAACUGAUAAUUUUUGUGGAAUUGUUUUUGUUGAACGUCGACAUACAGCCAAUGUUCUUCAUCUUUUAAUAAAAGAGAUUGAGGAGCUCUACUUUAUUAAACCUGGUGUACUUGUGGGCCACGGUUCUCACGAGGAAGGUGAUCUACAAAUGAAAUUCAAAGAACAAAACAAAACUAUUAGUGCGUUCCGUGAUGGUAGAAUUAAUUUACUGAUCGCCACAAAUGUAGCUGAAGAAGGGUUGGAUAUUCAACCUUGUAAUGUUGUCAUCCGCUUUGAUUUUUUCAAUACAUUAAGAGCCUAUAUACAGUCUCGAGGCAGAGCUCGACGCAAAGAUUCUAAAUACAUUGUUAUGAUUGAGAAUAAUAACUUUAAAGAAUAUGGCAUACUCAGAGAGAUGAAACAAGCAGAAAAGGAUAUGAAAGAUUGGUGCCAAAUGCUACCAGAAGACCGCAAAUUGCCAGAUUUCAACAUAGAGCGAGAAAAUGGUGGUGGGUUCACAUGUAAUUUGUCAUUACCAAACAAUGCACCUAUACGUCUUGUAUCAAGUGAAGUUUCUCCUAGUCGAAGUAAUGCUAAGAAAGCAGCGGCUUUUAAGGCAUGUUUACAAUUGUAUGAGAAAAAAGCAUUGAAUGACCAUCUAUUGCCUGAGAUAGAAUGGAUCGAAGAAGACCAUGAAAUGACUAAACCAGUUAAGGAUGAAUUUGGCUUAGUAGAAGGCGCACGAAAAUCAAAAAGAGAAUAUCACCUCAAAAAUCCAGACUUAUGGAACAAUGAUGAAGACAUGCCAUCAAUUCCAGAUAAAAUUUAUGUUACCGUUUUGAAAUUAGAAUUAGAAGACGAAAAAUAUGAUGGGCAAUAUUAUCGUACCAUGUGUUUAUUAACCCGUAAACAACUUCCGGAAGUUCCACUGAUUACUUUAUAUUUUCAUGGUGUAGCUAAAGUAUUGAAUGUACUUCCAUAUUCCGUCCCAAUUAGUAUUGAGUCAGAAGACUUGGAAAUAAUUUUCAAGUUCACAUUACGUACAUUUACAUCCAUUACUAACAAAGAAUUUGUAUGUGAAUUUGAGAAAUUCACUUACCUUGUUGCACCACUUGUUCGUAAUGCACCAAUUAACGAGAAUUUUUUUGAUUAUAUUGAUUGGGAAGGAAUGAGAAGAGCGGUCACCGAAAAACACCUACCAAUUGAUCUAGAUAACAUUUCUGAUUUAGAAGAUGCCGUUAUAAUUGACUAUUCUGAUAAUUUACGGCGAUAUUUUGUUCAAACAAUUUGUUAUGACCUAAAUCCUUUAUCACCCAUACCGGAUGGCAUGGCUAUUAGAGAAGUCGGGUGUCAAAAUUUUGCUGAAUUUUACAAGAAACAUUUUGACCUAGAAUUAAAACACGCUGAACAACCAUUGCUUCAUGUACGUAAAAUCUCAAAGGUUAUGAAUUUUUUGCAGCCUGUCCCUGGUUCUUUACCAAUUCAGAAAGGUCGAACAGCUACAUACGUGAUACCGGAGUUCUGUAAACAAUACUCUAUUCGAGCAUCUGUUUUUCGAUCUGCUCUCAUGCUACCUGCUAUUUUUACAAGGUUAGAUUCGCAACUUUUGGCUUUAGAGCUAAGAACACGAUUUGACAUACCUAUAAGAGACGACUUGCUUUUAGAAGCAAUAACUACGCCAUCAGCUAAUAUGGAAAUGAAUUACGAACGCCUCGAGACGUUAGGCGAUUCAUUCUUAAAAUUUUGCGUUACAAACAGAUUGUACGUUAUGUUUCCUGAUAAGCACGAGGGCCAACUGCACUGUCAACGUAUUCGAAUCAUUUGUAAUAGACAACUUUAUCGUGGAGCUAGAAAAUUGCAACUUUACGAAUAUAUUACAUCAUCACCAUUUAAUCGCAGAGCAUGGCGGCCCGCAAACAUGUUAGCCAAUAUUGAUGAUGCCGAUAUGCUUGAGCAAAAGAAAGUUCAUGAAUUAGCGGAUAAAACUCUUGCCGAUGUAGUCGAAGCAAUGUUAGGAGCUGCCUACAUGAGCGGACAAGUUGAUGCAGCCCUCAAAUGUGCUAUAGCCUUGGAAAUUCAAAUGGAAGAUAUUACUAAAUGGAAUGACUUCCAUGCUAACAAUAAAAAUCGACCUCGCGUUAAUGCGAAAGCGCUUGAGCGAGUAAAUGUUGAAAGGAUUGAAGAAAUAUGUGGACAUAAUUUCAAAAACAAAACCUUGAUCGUUGAGGCCUUAACUCACGCGAGUCUUCCAAAUUCUGCAACACCUUGCUAUCAACGUCUUGAAUUUCUAGGUGAUGCAGUAUUGGAUUUUAUGGUAGUGAAGUAUUUAUUCGAGAAAUAUCCUGAUGGAGAACCUGGGAUAAUGACUGAUCUAAAAGAUGCGGCUGUUAACAACCAAGUUCUUGGUGCAAUUUGUGAACGAAUCAAUCUUCAUAAGCACAUAAUUCAUUUUUCCAGUAAAUUAACAGGUGGAAUAACGGAAUUCGUUAAUGCUGUGAACGAACUAAGAGAAAAAAACGAAGCAGUUGGAGAAUAUUGGAGUGAAUUAGAUGUUCCCAAAGUGAUGAGCGAUGUUGUGGAAAGCAUGAUGGGGGCCAUUUUUGUUGAUUCUGAAUUUGAUCCUGCCGCACUACAGGAUGUGUUUGAUAAAUGGAUAAAGCCUAUCUUAACUGUGCAUGUCACCCCAGAAACCUUAAAAGUUCAUCCAGUGAAAAAAUUAACUGAAUACAUGCAAAAAGAAGGAUGUUUUGAGUUAUUAUUGAGAAAUCAUACAUCGGAAGAAUCGGAUACCCAGAAAUGUACUAUAUUCAUUCAUGAAACGGCAGUUGCACAUGCAAGCUCGACCAAUAUUAGGUCAGCAAGAAAGUUGGCAGCCCAGGAGAUCUUAGAUAAAAUUGAUAAUGAUCCAAAAUUCCUUGAAAAAAUUUGCACUUGUAGUACUCUUACAAGAUCUGAUUCGUUAUUCAAUGACGAUGAAGACGAAGUAUUAUUAUAUUGA
Molecule: messenger RNA, 4239 nt
Organism: Cetraspora pellucida
Lineage: Eukaryota; Fungi; Glomeromycota; Glomeromycetes; Diversisporales; Gigasporaceae
Source: the annotation of a GenBank genome assembly